Molecule: messenger RNA, 2949 nt
Organism: Vanrija pseudolonga
Lineage: Eukaryota; Fungi; Basidiomycota; Tremellomycetes; Trichosporonales; Trichosporonaceae
Product: Rho GTPase-activating protein 39
Exons: 7
Coding region: 349-2781 (810 amino acids)
Biological process (GO): signal transduction
Cellular component (GO): cytoplasm; cytoskeleton
Molecular function (GO): GTPase activator activity; protein binding
Source: RefSeq, a predicted model, not a curated record
UCGCAAAAGACUAGUCUUGUCACAACCCCAACUUCCUUGCCCGGCUACAAGGACCACUACGACGACGGCACGAGCGCCGAGUCUGGCCCCCAGCUAGACCACCCCAGCAGCAGCGAAGCGAGCGACCACGCGCUCGUCGAAAAGGACGUCACUCUUUACAAUACACCCACUCGCACUCUUUCUCUCAUACCCACUCACUCUUCACACCAAGCACCGCUCGUCAAGCGCAGGGGACAGCACGCGCUAUCCUUGUCCACCUCUUCCACCCCCAGGCGACGCGGCAGAAGGGCAUCGGCAGCAGCAGCACGCAUCCUUGACGGACACCGACCUCCCCCACAACCCCCAGCCAUGCAGCAGGCGACGCAACAUUCCCUCGUCGCAUCCUUGCUGGGGACGCUCCCCGCAGGCAGCGACGGCAGCCCCAACAGCAGCGGCGAUGGUCUCGAGCACAAGCCCUCCUCCCUUGGGCGGGGCGCAGCAGCGCGCGGUCGCGUCGACGUCGACAAGGCUGCUGCUCCCAAUGGUGCUAACGGUACCGGCAGCAGCGCCCAGGACGAGCACGAGCCGGCACAGCCAGUGGCCCUUUCACCCGUCGACGUUCGCGAAAUGCUCAGUCACUGUGAUGACGCGACCAUGAGCUGGAGUCUGCAGUUCUGGGUCACCAUUGCGGACCCCCUGACUCACCACGUCUUCUUCGCAUGUCCUGCAUCAGGCCAAUGCAGUUGGGAGCCCCCAGUCGGCGCAUUUGUGGUGCCUCGCUCUCCCGACGGAGAAUGGUGGGAGCUCGCAGACCCUUCCCGCAACAACCAGAGCUACUACUACAACACUCUUACGAGCGUCACCCAGUGGAACCGGCCCGACGGCGACGCGUUUGUAAUUCCCCUAGGGUUGAUACAGAGGAACGCUCUACCGGCACAUAACGUUAGCAACUCCUCGGAUGAUCAGAGCAACAGAACAUCACCAGACAAAGUAAACGGCAGUCUUCAUCCAUCAAAGGCGCCGGGCGGGUCCAAUACGUCGUCGGUGCGCUUUGCUCAGUCGCCAGUCGUGGCCGUGGAUGCCCCCGACGACGACUCGACCCCCGGGUCUCACGAUCACAACAUGGAGCGGGACGCCAGUCGCGAGUUUCUGGCCGAGGGCUCCACUCCGCUGCAGCAACCACCACCGCCCUCCCAGCACCUCUCGCCAGUGGCCUCAGGAUCGUCUCCAGCGCGUAGCCAGGAGGAGCGCGCAGGCUGGUGGGACCGUCGCAAGUCGCGCAAGGCCCGUCCCAGGAUCAUGGACAUUGGCCCAGUUGUCGGCCACACCGAGAACAGCAUCCUCCCUUCACCACCUCGCUCCCCCAUUCCUAUCGACGAUGGCAGUGUCAACCUCACAUUCCAGCCCGCGUCGCCUACCCAGGCGGCUUACGACACGCACACGUCGUUCAGCACCGACAUGUUCGCCGACCGCUACUUUGCGACCAAGCGCUCUGGCGUGUUGAGAACAAGGCUUCCGCUGGAGCGCAUCAUGGAGUGGCAGCGUAACCCCAUCUCCUCGCCAUUGCUUGUGUUAAGCAAGUCGUCGGUGCAGGACGCCAUCACCACCUUCAAGGUCAUCCAGCAUGUGAUGGGCGAGCGCGACCGCCCAGUCGACGCCGCACGAGCUCCACACGGCAGUCCCUCCUUGUCCCUGCGAUCCAAGGGCGCCGAGGCUGACACGUCCGAAACCAAGAUGGUCAUCCUCGAGGAGAUUCGAUGGAUGCUGCAACUCGGCGUUGGACGGACUGAAAUGCGGGACGAGAUUUAUUGCCAGUUGAUCAAACAGCUUACCCGCAAUCCCGAUCAGGACGCCACCGUUCUCGGGUUUCAACUCUUCUGUGUCUUUGUGCACGCCUUUGGCCCUUCAAAGAGCUUUGAACCCUUUGUGCAGUCCUUCCUCGUCCGCAAUGUCGAGCGCACCGACUAUGGAAUUGGCAUCAUGUCCAAGUUCUGCCUGGCGCGUCUGGACUCUUGGCUAAAGAACGGCGGCCGUGGCCGUGUUCUUACGGUGGCCGAGAUUGAGCACGCAUCCGACGCUGCAUUCUACCCGUCCGUGUACGGCCAGACCCUCGAGACGAUCAUGCAGCGCCAGGAAGGCGCGUACCCAGAGCUUCGAAUCCCCAUCAUCCUGCCAUUCUUGGCGGACGGCAUUCUCGCUCUUGGUGGCACCGAAGCCGAAGGCAUCUUCCGUGUCCCCGGCGACCAGGACGCUAUUGCGGACCUGAAGGCGCGCAUCGACCGUGGACACUACCAGCUCGGCGGCAUCGACGACCCACAUGUGACAGGCUCUCUGUUCAAGAUGUGGCUGCGCGAGCUAGACGAGCCGCUCGUGCCUACAAAGCAGUACAAUGCCGCCCUGGAGGCCUCCAAGGAUGUGGACAACACGAUCAUCUUCUUGAAGAAGCUGCCCGACCACAACCGACGAGUGCUGCUGUUCGUCAUCAGCUUCAUGCAGCUGUUCUUGGACCCGGCCGUCGUUGCUAUCACCAAGAUGACGCCGUCCAACCUGGCGUUGGUGCUGGCACCAAACAUCCUGAGGACGACAAGCGAGGAGCUGUCGACCGUGUACAACAAUACUUCUUUCGAAUGCCGCUUUGUCUUGAACCUGCUGCUACACCUCGACCCUCCAUCUGUCGACCCCGAGUACGUGCCAACGCACGGUGCGGGCGAGCGCUCGUCGCUCGACGAGUCGGACCAGGAGGAGGACGAGUUCCACGAGAGUCACGACGACGACGUCCUCGAAGCGGAGCGAGCAGAGUAGAUGUGUAAUGUGCGCCAUGACCCUCGCUGGGUCAAUCUUGGGCUUUGACCUUGGACAAUCUGUGCAGACGGUGCCUUCUGCACAUCACCCCUCCCUGCACGCAACGCACUCUUUUACCCCCACGCCGACCAUACUCAAUGACAUGUUACGAUAUAGGUACGGACCGAG